Molecule: messenger RNA, 324 nt
Organism: Brenthis ino (lesser marbled fritillary)
Lineage: Eukaryota; Metazoa; Arthropoda; Insecta; Lepidoptera; Nymphalidae
Source: the annotation of a GenBank genome assembly
AUGAAUGCGUUGAUUGUGCGCGUUGCGUCACACCGCACGCCGCUAAACCAGGUUAUGAUUUACGAGCAACGAUCUGCAACACUACACUCAGAACACACGUUUGACCGACUCCACUCCCAAUACACCCGUCCCGUAAUAUUGUGCUCCCUCACUGAAUACCUUGUGUUUCCUAUAACUCCAGCUGCGUCGACCACCGUACGCAGUCCAGCCGCGACCAUCUGGCGUUGCAAUCUAGGUCCUGUGGGCGAUCAGAGAGGCGGUGGGAGGCGCGAGUGGAGCGCGCCGGACGUUCCGGCGGAGCGUUUAAUCGCUACCUUUCAGUAU